This is a messenger RNA of Zootermopsis nevadensis, 5670 nucleotides long. The record is from RefSeq and is a predicted model, not a curated record. Lineage: Eukaryota; Metazoa; Arthropoda; Insecta; Blattodea; Termopsidae.
AGGCAGUUGAGAUGCUAAUCUGUGAAAUGUAUUACGAAAUUGCAUGUUGGUUUCAGAUGUACGAUGGGUGAUGUCAGCUGUUUGUGGUCAGUGUUCGUAUCUAAAUUAGUUGAUAUCGGUUUGUAAAAAUGGGUGGUAAACAUAAGCAGGCGCAGAGAACUAAAAAUAAUGCCAAGCCAUCUAGCAGUGGAAGGAGUGCAGAGUUACUUGGAAAUUUAACUCCAACAUUUGUGGGUUUUACUGCAGUAAAGGAUGGAGGUUUUGUCCCAGUUCUUCCUGGCUUUUCAGUUGCAACAUCUGAAGAAUUUGACCCAAAUCUUUCUCCAAAUUUUCAUCUAGUAUUAAAAAAAAUGGGCAAGAAGGAUUCCACUACAAAACUGAAGGCCCUUCAAGAAUUUUCAGAAUUGAUUAAAAAUUCUGAACCAGAGGCUGUAAAAACAGUUUUGCCGCUGUGGCCGCGGCUGUACUGCCAUUUAGCUGUUGAUGUAGAACAUCGUGUUCGUGAAGCUGCACAACAGGCCCAGAGAGCAGUGGUACUGAGAGCCAAACGUAAUCUUGCUCCUUAUCUACGCCAGCUGGCUGGUCCCUGGUUUACAUCCCAGUAUGAUACCUACCCUCCAGCUGCCAGUGCUGCUUCUUUAGCAUUCCAGGAUGCCUUCCCUCCAAAAAAAGUGACAGAAGCUAUCAUAUUUUGUCAGGAAGAGAUUCUGAAUUACAUCUGUGAUAAUCUUACAGUCCACACAGCCCAGACAUUGAGCAACCCAAAGGUUGUGACAGCAGAGGAGAUGGGGGCUAAAUAUCAGCGAGUAGUUGUGAGCAGCUUGCAAGGCUAUGCACUGUACCUCCAGAAGCUUCCAGCUGAGCAACUACAGGCUGCCCAAGAAGCCAACAAGAAGCUCAUUGCCUCCAAGAAGUUCUGGAAAAUGUCAGUCCAUACUUCAGCAUUAAUCCGCAAUGCUUGGUUCUCUGUACUUAUUGCUCUGUGCCAGAAAGCACCAUAUUUAUUGGCUGAUGAAGGAGCUCGUGUAGCACUUGCUGUAUUUGGUAAUUUAGAUGAAACAGACCCUACAGUAUUACCAACAGUCUGGGAAGCAUCACUUCAUGUGCUUACUACACUUGAGGAUUGCUGGCAGCAUGUGAAUGCAGAGAAAUUUGUACUACCUAAACUAUGGCAUAUCCUUCGUGAGGGAGGUCAAGGCAAUGCAGCUGCCAUCUUUCCAAACCUUCUUCCAUUUCUUAGCAAGAUCCCAUCUACAGUGUGCUCCAAUAAGCAUGACUUAUAUGAUAAUUUUCUUGACAACAUGCGUCAUGGUUUAAGCCAGAAGUUUGUGAUGCAGAGUGCUUCAGAAUGCAAUGCCAUUGCCAGAUGUUAUGUUGAGUGCCUGAGGUAUAUUGUGAUGCUCCAUCUAAAUGAAUCUGACUUCUGCCAGGCCCUUGUACAGAAUCAUUUGAUUGCAGCAGUAGAGUUGGUGCUGAAGGAUCACAGACUACACUUGGUUUCUACCUCAUUGUUUCCUCAAGUGUCAGGCCUUCUUUAUCACUGGAGUAACAGUGAAGGGUAUGGCAAUCUAGUGCAGCUUUUCUGGGAUCACUUAACAUCUGUCAUACUCGAGUCUUUGUCCUCUAUUUACACUGGAGGUUCAGUCCAGCCCAGAACCAUGUCUGUGGAAUGGCUUCUGAGUAGACACGUGGAACUAUGUCUUUGUCUUAAGAAUCCAAAGCAUCAGAGGUGUAGCCGAGGACUUAAAGUUAAAUUCAUUUCCCCUGAAAUAAAUUCUGAAUAUGAAAGUUCGGAGCCAGAGAGUACAACAUAUACUGAAUUGUGUAUAUCAGACAAUAACAUUGACAAAUAUUUACUGACUUUAGUUCAAGUUAUUAGUGCCUCUUACUUGAGGAAGUCAAAACAAUUUGAAGACCCAGUUUUUUUGUUGUAUCUUACCAAGUUGACAAGAGCAUUUGAGUCAAGAGAAUUGUUCUUAAGUUUGUUAAAAGUUGAUAUUGCAGAAGACAAACAAGCGGUCUAUAAUGAGUCUUUGGUUCAACUGUAUGACUCAACAUUACACAAGUGGCUACAGGAUGAAAACAUUUGUUCUGAGAAUGUCGUACACAUCACAUUUGGUUUGUUGAAGUUUCUGACAGAUGAUGAGAAGGACCACAUUCUGGAGGCUUUGGGCAAGCUGUCCAACAGAUCAGUGUUGCUGUGGUGUAUUACAUCUGCCCUGGAACAUCGGUCUGAUCACUGUGUGCAGAAUUGGUUGUAUGGUGCCCAGCUAAGUCAGAUUCUUGUCUCCUUAGCACAGGACAUUAGCACUAGUAAGACUGCCGUGGAAGCAAAACACAUACUUGAAUGCUGCCUUGCCAAAACUGCGGAUGGAGAGUUGGUGAUCAGCCAUGCAGCCUUCUCAGACAUUCUGUCUGAAUUCUCACGAGCCAUUUCCUCUGCUCAUAAUGAGGCCCUCUGUAUUGAUUUUGUGAUGGAGCUGGUCAUGUCACUGUAUUCCGUUGACCUCAUGUUGUGUCCAUUUCUGCACUCCAAUUUGGCUGCAGAAGAGUUGUUACUCUCCUUGUUUCGGUUAAGUUGCCAGAAUAAUAGGGGCAGCAAAAAGGAAGUGAGUGAUGCAUGGCGUGUUGGCAUCUCUUCACUGGCUCGGCUGCAUGGCAGCUGCAGUGAGAACUUCCAGAAGUUUGCAUUGAAGUUUGCUGAGGUUGUGAAGGAAGAGCUUUUGAGGGAGGAUGUUUUAAUGGAGUCGAUUGAUCACACUGUGGAUACAGUUGUGUUGUUCCUUCACGCGGCUGUGAUGUGCUUCCAGACUGACACUGAUGAUCAAGCGUCCUAUGUAUUGACUGCAGUUGAACUUGGCUUGGUUUUCUUAAACUCUUUGUCCUCCAAGAUUGUUGCCAGUGAACACAAACUAACAGCUAUUUGUCUACAUGCAGAACAGUUGAAGGGUUUGCUAAAUCUUAACGACAAACAUUCGCAAACGCAGUGUCCACUUGAUGGGAACUCCCAUAGUAUUGGCAAGUCAUGUACUGGUGAUGAGGAAAAUAAUAUAGAAUCAGAGGAAGAAAUUAUGCAGUAUGUUAUACUAUUACUAUUUUCAGUCACACUUAUUUCAAAGUUACCUGAAUGUUGGAACCGAGUGGAAGAAGGUGAGAUAAGGGAUGAUUCAAAGCAAGCAGUUGUUGAGGAAGAAACAUCAUGCUGGCUUUCAAGCAGCUGUGUUCAUCUAUUGGAGGAUCAUCUUCUGAUGGGAAUUUAUUCCACAGCACUACACGAGUCCUUCACCAGACAUUACAAGAGUUCAAUAUAUUACUACAAGAUAUUUUCAAAGUAUGAUAUUUUAAAUGAACGAUUUCAAUCGUUGAUAUAUACUUUUGAUGCUAAGACAACAGAAUAUAUCACUCACAUUGCUACAGGAAGAGCUUUGCAUUGUGGACAUUUAUGGGUGCAGGCAGUAUACCUCUUGCACACGCAAGUGCUGAAACGAACAGAUCUGCAGGAUCUUUACUUAGAUCUUACUUCAAAUGCAGGAUACGAGAUUACUGGAACAAUUCACAUAUUUGAAACAUUUCCAUCCUAUCUGAAGGUAGAAGAUAUGAGGCCAGACUUGGCAACAUUGGACGAGGAUAAACUACUUAUGGUAACUUGCUGGCUGAAUCACUUAGAAGGAACUGUUCCUGUAGAUCAUGUGGACUUCCUUCUCAGUUUUCUAAAUUCAGUGCUAAUUUGGUAUCAGCAGGAUGAUAAAGCUGACUUGUUAUUUGACUGUAAAGUGAAGAGGUCUCAGGUUAAAACAGUUGUAGCAGCAGCCAGGUUCCUGGCUGCAGUGAUAGAAAAGUGUCCAGAGCUUCUGACAUCUAGUCUGUGGGAUACCACCAUUAUCUCACUUGCUUCCUGGAUGCUGACUGUGAAAAAUAGCCGGAAUUUACUCUUCCUGCCGUCAAGAAGUGGCAUACUACCGUUGUUGCCCAAGACUCUGACAAUCAAAGUCAAAGAAAGAAGUUGCGAGUCUCCUGGUAUAAAUAUGAAAUUGUCUACAGUUUCCAAAUCUAAUCAGAUGGCUGAAUCAUUUUGUGUGGACAGUAAUAAUGAAACUGUAUUUGCACUGGCUAUCUUUCAUCUUUAUAAGGCACUGUCCAACUUCCUGACUGUAUCACAUGAUAACGACAGUGGUGAUGUAAAAAUGUUCCAUGAAAAGCUGAAAACAGAGUGGUUGGAUGUAUUUUCUGAAGAUGUCCAUGGGGCAAUUGUUUCCAUAUUUUAUUCAGUUACUGGUAUGGUAGAAACCGGUUCUGUAUCGCUGCUUGAUCUACCACUGUUGGAGAGUCUGGGAGAGGUUAUGCUGCACAUUGAUCCAGACUACUUUUUAAAGUCUGGCUCCACAAGUAAUUAUGCAGCUCUUGAUACAUUGAUGCAGUACUGCUUUGAACUACUACAUUCAUCUCUGAUUCCUCUUCAGCUCACAGCGUAUCAUAUGCUGACCCGACUGAUCCAUGGGCUGAUUGACAUAGAUACACAGGCAGCUUUUGCUGCUGCCGCUGUGGAUAAAGAUAGCGAUGGACUGAGCCUAGCAAAGUUGCAGAACUCUUUACGUCAGACACAGACUGUUGUGGACACCAUGCUGCAGGGUAUUCGCUUGGGGGAUAGUUGCAUAGUGCGUCCAUUUACUGAUUGCUAUACCUAUACAACAGCUUACCUCCUGCUUUGGGCUGUUGUUCUUGAAAUGUGUGGGUUGGCUGCCUCUGAGCUACGUUAUCACUAUGCAACCAUGCUUAGGGAUUCAGGUUCUGUAAAGAGCCUCCUACAGAAUGUGUUUCGACUGAUGCCUGAACAAGUGUUACAAGCAACAGACCCUAAAUUUAAGGUCCAUAAAGCAUCAGAAAUGUUUGCUUCUGCCCCGUCUCUGGCGUUUUCCCAGGUGCAUAGCAGUGAGAUGUUGGAACAUAUGUCUUGCUGGGUAUACUACAGUGCUUUGCAGAGGCUUCCAGCACUAGUGCGGCAGUGGUGGGGUGACAUGGAGCCAAGGGUAGCAAGCCUUGUGGAACACAUUACAUCAGUACACUGUGCCCCUCUUUUAUGUGCAGAGGAGAUGAAGGUGAUCCAGGGCAAAGACAUGCAUCAUGGUAACAUGCUGGUGAAGGUGUACCCCAGUGUACGAGAAGUGGUGGCAUUGUAUAAAGUGGAUGAAGCGUGCAUGGAAUUGUCUAUUCAACUUCCCAGUAACUACCCACUGGGUCCUGUUCAUGUUGAAAGCGGGAAACAACUUGUAGAUGCUGGUCAGUGGCGUAACUGGAUGAUGCAGCUCACAGUCUUCCUAACACAUCAGAAUGGCUCCAUCUGGGAUGGCCUGGCACUCUGGAAGAGCAACUUAGACAAGCGUUUUGAAGGAGUCGAGGAGUGCUAUAUUUGCUUUUCCAUUUUGCAUGGCUCAAACUUCCAGAUUCCUCGGCAGUGCUGCUCCACAUGCAAAAAGAAAUUUCACUCCAGUUGCUUGUACAAGUGGUUCAGUACAAGCAAUAAAGCAACGUGCCCCAUCUGCCGCAAUCUCUUCUAACUCAUGGAGUAUUUAAAAUUAUUAAGACUAAUAUUAUUGUAAAUUGAAUAUUGUGCUAAUAAAAACUUAAGCUUGUUGAACCUCCAGGUUCCCUGCAAUUCCUUAUGUUUUUUAA